This is a messenger RNA of Lolium perenne, 834 nucleotides long. RefSeq lists its product as uncharacterized. The record is from RefSeq and is a predicted model, not a curated record. Gene Ontology annotation, cellular component: oligosaccharyltransferase complex. NCBI's taxonomy places the organism in Eukaryota, Viridiplantae, Streptophyta, Magnoliopsida, Poales, Poaceae.
UUCCCCACUUCACCUCCCCUGUUCGACCAAGCCGAACCAACCAGCCAAGGUGCUGUGGCUGCCGAGUGCUGAGAAACAAAAGCCCCAAAUCUCCCAAAGCCCCGGCCCGACGCGAUGGCUCCCAGAUCAGAGCACGCCGCCGGCAGCGCCGCCGCGGCGGCAGCAGCAGCAGCGCAGGGACACAGAUCCGAGUUCGACUCAAUGGAUCCCCUCUUCCACGUCCUGCGCGCGGUGCCCUUCUCCUUCCUCCAGCCGCCGCGCACCCGCCUCAAGCUGCCGUCCAACCUGGCGCUGCCCUCCCCCAUGACCGUCUUCGCCCUCAUCCUGCUCACCUACUUCGCGGUCGUCUCCGGCCUCGUCUACGACGUCAUCGUCGAGCCCCCGGGCAUCGGCAGCUCCCAGGACCCGGCCACCGGCGCCGUCCGCCCCGUCGUCUUCCUCCCCGGCCGCGUCAACGGCCAGUACAUCAUCGAGGGCCUCUCCUCCGGCUUCAUGUUCCUCCUCGGAGGCGUCGGGAUCAUCCUCCUCGACCUGGCGGUCGACCGCACCAGGCCUCGGAGCCUGCGCAUCUCCUUCGGCGGCUCCGGCGUCGCCGCCAUCGUCAUCGCCUACGCCAUGGCCAUGCUCUUCCUGCGCAUCAAGAUUCCCGGCUACUUGUGGUGAGGCCGAAAAAUCUUACGACUUCAUUAUGUCAGAUCCGUCACCAGAUCCCUCUCUACCUUUAGAUCUAUAAGCUGUUGUUGAUGACUCUAGUGUACAAUUUAAACUAUGUUACUGAUGGUCUCAAAUUCCAAGGAUUUUUUCUAUUUCAAAAGGCACUAUACUGUUUUUUAA